AUGUCGCCAAUCAUGGAGGAAAUUCUUUCCGAUUCCAACAGCGUUCUUACUUCAGACGAGCCAUUGUCACCAACUCUACAGCCUCAACGAAGGUUAAAAGCCAAGCCGACCACUCAGCUUUCGUUUGACAUUUCUUCUUCUGCUUACAGCUCUUCCUCCUCUGGAUCGUCAAUAAAGAGCUUUAACGCAGUUUCAAAUAAAGUCGACACGGGUGCAGAUUUUCUUUUGGGCCUAAUAAGCAGAUCUAAUCCGGCUACGUCUUCUGAACGAUCCACAAUUUCCCCUUUUCAUACCGUCAAAAAUGGCAAGAGACCAUAUAGUAGUAUUAGUCUGCCAAAAGAAGAUCCUUCGGAGGAAGAAGAGUUAGACCAACCAGAUAUUCGUAUGAACUCUGAUGUUCAUUUGGAUCAUAAUGAAUCCAUAGUUUCAAGAAAUGAUAUCUCCGCAAUUCCAGACGACAAAGAAUAUUCAGGCUACCGGCGCAAGUAUGGAAAUGAAGGUCGAAGGUACCCCCAGUCUAUGACUUGGUCGCGACAUAGGAAACACUUUUUCAUUCUAAGCAGUGCUGGAAAACCAAUUUACACUCGAUAUGGUGACGAAUCACGUAUCUCGAGUUAUAUGGGCGUAAUUCAGGCUAUCGUUUCAUUCUUUGCUGAUGCUGAUGACACAAUAAGAUGCAUAAACGCUGGUCAACAUAAAUUAGUGUUCUUGCUCAAAGGGCCUUUAUAUCUUGUUGCUGUUUCACGAACAAACGAAUCCGAAAUGCAGCUUAGGGAUCAAUUGAAUUACUUAUAUAAUCAGAUCGUAAGCGUGUUGACCUCGACACAAUUGACAAAGAUUUUUGAACACCGAGUUAAUUUUGAUCUGCGUCGAUUGCUUGGAGGCACCGAACCGUUUUUGGAUAAUCUUGCUUCUACAAUGGGUGAUGAUCCGGGUUUUAUGCUUAGUUCAAUCCAGUGUGUAAAACUGUGCAAAGAUUUACGUGAUAAAGUAGGAGGAUUAAUGCAAUUAAUAAAACCCAAGGAACUCUUGUAUGCCAUGUUGAUAACGAAUAAUAAGUUAAUAACACUGCUUAGACCAAAGAAGCAUAGCCUUCAUCCAGCAGAUCUUCACUUGGUAUUCAACAUGGUUAACGGAUCUUCGACUUUUCGAUCUGUCGAGUCAUGGACACCCAUCUGUCUUCCAAAAUUUAAUAAUAAAGGUUUUCUUCAUGCUUACGUAUGCUAUAUUGCCACAAACGUAUGCUUGCUGUUUAUAUCGCCGGAUAAAGAUAAAUUUUUCGAGUUUUCUGAGGCAAAGAGCCUUCUAAAGGAGGUAAGCAUGUAG
Messenger RNA from Racocetra persica, 1326 nucleotides. The record is from the annotation of a GenBank genome assembly. Lineage: Eukaryota; Fungi; Glomeromycota; Glomeromycetes; Diversisporales; Gigasporaceae.